Molecule: messenger RNA, 1188 nt
Organism: Mesocestoides corti
Lineage: Eukaryota; Metazoa; Platyhelminthes; Cestoda; Cyclophyllidea; Mesocestoididae
Source: the annotation of a GenBank genome assembly
AUGCUUACGCGUUUAACUGUUGAAUACGGCCUGGGUCCAUACAUUGCCACUUAUUGCAUAUUAUUUGGUAUCGGCAUGGGACUCCCCUACUCACUUAUCUUCUCCAUUGCAUCGUCGUGGUUCCCACAACAUCGUGCAACGGUGGUGGGGAUUAUUUCAUCAGGCUUCGGUUUGGGUGCCCUGGUCUUUACACCCAUUCAGACCGCCAUCAUUAAUCCAAAUAACUUGAAUCCAAACGGAACUAAAUUUCCACCUUCUGUUGAGGAGAAAAUCCCGUCGGCGUUCCUAAUCCUUGGUGGCAUCGUACUCGCAUUGGAAGUGAUUGCAUGCAUUUUGCUGAGACAAAGACCAUCGGAAAAGGCUCCAGAAGCUUCUGAACCGGACGGUGACAGCAAAGCGGCUGACAAAGUAGCUGGUGACGGAAAACUGGAAGUCAAAACUGACGGUGAUGAAAUUUCCAUCAGUAAAAUGACCGGUGACAACUCUUCCAUAGAUGUGGUCAUCGAUGUACCACGAGUUCCACGAAGUUACACUACCCUCGAGGCGCUGAAGUCGGUAUACGGAGGACAAAGCAAGUUCGACGAUCAGUUUCUCUCCGCAAUCGCGACCACAAGCUCGGCCUUUAACUGCGUUGGACGCGUGUUCUGGGGCUUCGUGGUGGACCAUCUGUCGUCGAAGUGCCCUCUGAUGACCUUCCUGCUGCUGUGGGCUGCUCUAUUCAUCACCUUCCCCUACGUGGCAGCCAACGAGGCGGGGAAGUACCUCUACGCCAUCUGGGUGUUCGGCCUGUUCUUCUCACUGUCGGCGCAUUUCGUUGUCAUCCCGGCGACGUGCACACGCGCCUUCGGCCCCGCCAACAUGGCCACCAUCUACGGCUUCAUCUACAUGGCCACGUGUCCAAGCGCCCUGAUAACCGCCGCUAUCGUCUCGCAAUUUGACAUUCAAGGCAAAUGGGUUGCUGUCUACACCGCCUGUGGCUGCUCCUGUCUCGUCUCCUUCAUCAUAGCUCUGUUCACCCGUGACAGCAAAGCGCACUGUGUGGGCUUCACGAACACCAUAUGUGCCUCACUCUGCGAUCCCUGCCGCCGCGAUCUCACUCAAGAAGACGAGGAAGAGGAAGAAGGUGAAGGAGACAAGCAAAGGCCCACUGGGGUUAUCGCUGCUGAUUCGCCCGCUGCCUGGCUGUAA